Messenger RNA from Vanrija pseudolonga, 375 nucleotides. RefSeq lists its product as uncharacterized. The transcript is spliced from 4 exons. NCBI's taxonomy places the organism in Eukaryota, Fungi, Basidiomycota, Tremellomycetes, Trichosporonales, Trichosporonaceae. Bases 1 to 375 code for a protein of 124 amino acids. The record is from RefSeq and is a predicted model, not a curated record.
AUGGCCGGCUCGAGCUCCUCCAACACCUCCACCCCGCGCACCCAGUCCCGCGCCGCGUGGACCCCCGACGAGGAGAAGAUCUGGCGCGAGGCCGCUGAGCGCGUGCUCAAGCGCCACCUGCUUGACGAGGUGCGCCAGACUGGCAAGCUCGGUCAUCGCAAGGGCAGCCUCAACGCCCACCUCAAGGCGUUCCCCACCAAGCCCGCCAAGGCCCCCCGCGCGUGGACCCCCGACGAAGAGGCCCACUUCAAGGCCAAGGCCCUCAUGAUUCUCAAGCGCGACCUCUGGGCCGAGAUCAAGGACCACCCGGGUAUCAAGGUGCGCCAGUCGAGCGGGGUCAAGGCGCAUAUCGACGCCAUGUUCAAGAAGCUUUGA